Molecule: messenger RNA, 3724 nt
Organism: Hemibagrus wyckioides
Lineage: Eukaryota; Metazoa; Chordata; Actinopteri; Siluriformes; Bagridae
Gene: pde5ab
Product: phosphodiesterase 5A, cGMP-specific, b
Exons: 21
Coding region: 185-2776 (863 amino acids)
Biological process (GO): signal transduction
Molecular function (GO): 3',5'-cyclic-GMP phosphodiesterase activity; protein binding
Source: RefSeq, a predicted model, not a curated record
AGAGGUUAGUCUCCUUGUGUUUAGGAGGCGGCCGCGUGCGCGCGCGAUGCUGUCAAGUGCCAACGAUCGUUUAGUGGGUUUUUUAGCGUGUUAGCUUCUCCAUUCCCAUUCAGCCCAUUUUGUUGGAGUCUCUGAAGCGGAAAGAUCGCGUCCAUGCUAUUAAGAGGUUAAUUGUUAGCGCGACAUGGAGGGUUUUCCUCCGGAAAGCGAAAGGAUGGAGGCUUGGCUCGACGACCAUCUGGACUUCGCUCACUCGUACUUCGUGCGAAAAGCGAACCGGGAAAUGGUCAAUGCUUGGUUCGCUGAGCGUGUGCAUUCCAUCCAGCCAUCCCGUGAAGUGUCCAAGUCACUUACAGACGGCUCCAAAAUUCAUCCAGAAACAAGUAACCUGACUGCUUCAGGUUCCACAGAUAACCCUUCAUCCAGUCCAGUUCCAUCUACACCCACACGCAAGAUCUCUGCGUCCGAGUUUGAUCGGCCACUACGGCCUAUCGUAGUGAAGGACGCAGAGGGCUCGCUCACCUUCCUCGGAGACACAGAACGGGUGCCCAUGCCACCUCCAGCUCCUUCGCACAAGCUGGAGCAGACAGGGGGGGACCGUUGCGCCCGUCUUCUCGAGCUUGUGCGUGAUGUGUCCAGCCACUUAGACCUGACAGCGCUCUGCCAUCGCAUCUUUUUACACACACAUGAGCUAAUCGCGGCUGACCGCUACUCACUGUUCUUGGUGUGUGAGGACAGCUCCAACCGUAAGUUCCUGGUUAGCCGGCUGUUUGAUGUUGCCGAAGGCUCCACACUUGAGGAAGCAUCUAACAGUGGCAUUCGCCUGGAGUGGAACAAAGGCAUUGUAGGACACGUUGCAGCCACAGGCCAGCCUCUAAACAUUAAGAAUGCCUACGAGGAUCCUCGAUUUAAUGCAGAGGUGGACCAGAUAACCGGCUACAAGACACAGAGCAUCCUGUGUAUGCCCAUAAAAAAUCACAGAGAUGAGGUUGUUGGUGUGGCACAAGCAAUCAAUAAGAGGUGUGGAGAGAACAGCACCUUCACGGAACAAGAUGAGAAGGACUUUUCCUCCUACUUGGCAUUUUCUGGGAUUGUCCUGCACAAUGCACAACUCUAUGAGACAUCGCAACUUGAGAACAGAAGGAAUCGGGUGUUGUUAGAUUUGGCCAGCCUUAUUUUCGAAGAGCAACAGUCUUUGGAAGUCCUACUGAGGAAGAUUGCAGCCACCAUCUUGUCUUUCAUGCAGGCUCAGGAAUGCACUAUAUUCAUUUCUGAUGCUGAAACGUCGAAUGGUUUCUCCAGUGUGUUCCACAUGGAGUACGAGGAGCUAGCUGGAUCUGUGGACUAUCCUAACAGAGACAGUGAUGCAAGUAAGAUCAACUACAUGUAUGCUCAGUAUGUGAAGAACACCAUGGAGCCACUGAACAUUCCUGAUGUCACAAACCUGAUGUCUGAUCAGCGAUUUCCUUGGAAUAGUGAAAACCCAGACUCCCCAUCCUACCAUGUGAAGAGUUUGUUGUGCACACCAAUUAGGAAUGGAAAGAAGGAUAAAGUUAUAGGUGUUUGCCAGCUGGUCAACAAGAUGGAUGAAUCUACGGGUGAGGUGAAGGCCUUUAAUCGGAACGAUGAGCAGUUUCUCGAGGCUUUUGCUAUCUUCUGUGGGCUCGGCAUCCAGAAUACUCAGAUGUACGAGACUGUGGAGAGGGCCAUGGCCAAGCAGGAAGUUACGCUUGAGGUUCUUUCUUAUCAUGCCUCCGCUGGGGAGGAGGAGACACGGGCGCUCGAGGUAACUGCGACAGCCACUAUUCCCUCAGCUCAGUCUCUGAGGCUACUAGACUUCAGCUUCAGUGACUUUGACCUGUCUGAUGCUGAGACCACCCAUGCCACUAUUCGCAUGUUUGUGGACCUCAAGCUUGUGCAGAAUUUUCAGAUGAAGUACAAGAACCUGUGUCAGUGGAUCCUGAGUGUGAAGAAGAACUACAGAAAGAAUGUGGCCUACCAUAACUGGCGGCAUGCCUUCAACACGUCUCAGUGCAUGUUUGCCAUUCUCAAAUCAGGGAGGUUACAGAACAAUCUGAAUGAUUUGGAGAUCCUGGCCCUGAUGAUUGCAACUCUGUGUCACGAUUUAGACCAUAGAGGUGUCAACAACUCCUACAUCAAGAGGAGUGACCAUCCUCUAGCUCAGCUCUACUGCCACUCUAUUAUGGAGCACCACCACUUCGACCAGUGCCUCAUGAUCCUCAACAGUCCAGGCAGUCAAAUCCUAAGCGGUCUUUCACUGGAUGAGUAUAAAACUACACUGAAGAUGAUUGAAAAAGCUAUCUUGGCCACUGAUCUGGCCCUCUACAUGAAGAAAAGAACUGAGUUUUUUGAACUAGCAAAGAACAACCAGUUUCAUUGGGAGGAUGAUCAUCACAGAGAUUUGCUAAGGUCCAUGCUAAUGACUGCAUGUGAUAUAUCUGCUAUUACCAAACCCUGGCCUGUACAAAAGAGGAUAGCUGAGCUUGUUGCCACAGAAUUCUUUGAGCAAGGGGACAAGGAAAGAGAAGAACUGAACAUUGAACCUAUUGAUCUGAUGAAUAGGGAAAAGCGUGAUAAGAUUCCCAGCAUGCAAGUGUCUUUCAUCGAUGCCAUUUGCGCACAACUGUAUGAGACACUAGCCAGUAUGUCGGAUUUCUGCUCCCCCCUACUGGAAGGCUGCAGGAAAAACAGGCAGAAUUGGAAGCUGCUUGCUGAACAGGCUGAGGAGGCGGGCUUACUGAAUGGAGGACUUUAAAUGGCGCAUCCCAGUCAGCACAAGAUUACCCCUUUCCCUUGCCCCAGGUCCUUCUUCAUACCACACACCACACCCUGAAGCUUUAAAUACUUUCCAGUCCUGAUUCCUGCUAUGAUGAGUUCACCAAAACCACUAUGGAGCGAAAAUGUAAUUUUACCUUUGGGAUGUAGCUGAAUCAUAUUGGUUCCAUGUCGCUUUGGGGUGGGGGUGAGGGAAUAAAACACUAAAGCAAUAUGGUUUUAAGUACAGACAUAUUCUGAGUCACUUAUGUGUUUGUUACUUUUAACAACAACAAAAAAUCACACACACUCUUGUUUUUGGUAAAGAAGAGGUUAUGCUUUAUGUUGAUAUCCUGCUUUGAAAGUAAAUAUUUUUUUGCCUGUCUAGUCACUGAAACUCGUGCUAAUUGGGCAUUUACCAGCAAAUGCUUCCGUUUAAAGUCACUGACUUGGUGUGAGUAAAAUAGCUAUUACUUGCUUGGACCUUUUUAGGUAAUCUUAGAUGAUGGGAGCUGGUGGGGAACAAAAGAUUAUAAUCUUUUUUUAUAGUCACUCCAAACCCAAAACUUUUGUAUACUGUAGAUGUCCUCGCAUAGACGCUAUCUAUGCGAGGACAUCUACAGUAUACAAAAGUUUUAUUUAUUGUUUUAGUCCCAUGUCAGGGUUUUCUGUAAGCUCACUCACUGAAAAGAAGCAGAGGCACAAAGAAAAUAAUUUAUUCAUCACUACAGUGCACCGUACAACUGAGGUAAUAUUCUCAACUUUAAAGGAACACAUCCACUUCAGAUAUGUAGAAGAAUGUCAUUUUCCUUUUCCCACAUCGUGUUACUGUUUUCACUUGUGUUUCGUAUAUUUAUUAACUUUAUAUUGUGAGAAUUUGGUUACUUAACAUGUAACUCUUGCAUAAAAGUAAGGAAGGAAAAUAUAUAUAUUUAAUUGUUCAAAAAUA